UCAUAACUUGUCCCAUAAACUUUAUACGACCGACAUGACAAAUUUUAAUGUAUUAAAAUCGAUAUUAAAUUAUUAAAUUAUUCACAACAAGUAAUGGAAUCCGACAAUACAGUGUUAGUGAUUGGGAUAGAUUUCGGGACUUCUGGAUCAGGAUAUGCAUUUUCAUUCAGACACGAAUACAAGAACGAUCCUUUGAAUAUUUCUACAUAUUCUUGGACAGGAUCUGCUUAUAAAACACCGUCAAGUAUCCUUAUAAAACCAGAUCAAACGUUUGAUUCCUUUGGAGAUGAGGCUGAAGAGAAGUAUAAAGACUUGUGCGAAAAUGGAUUGGAGAGAGAAUGGUAUUUUCUUCAGGGAUUCAAAAUGCAGCUAUAUGAAGCUGUAGAGAAGGGUCAGGAUGCGCGACAGGACAUACUUAUGAAAGACAAUAGCGGGAAAAGGAUUUCAGGCAAAUUAGUUUUGUCUUAUGCCAUUGGUUACUUGAGGAAGCACGUGAUUGACCAACUUGAACACAGAAGUACUGGGGUACCAGAAGAAUACAUUACUUGGGUAAUCACUGUUCCAGCGAUAUGGGAUGAUGCAUGCAAACAAUUUAUGAAACAGUCAGCCCAACAGGCCGGUAUUCAUUCAGAUAAAUUUUCAUUGGUUUAUGAACCAGAAGCUGCUUCUAUUUAUGCCAAAAGUUUGCCUCUAGAAAGAGUAGCUUGUGAUGAUAACACAAUUUCAUUGAAGAACUUUGACCCGGGAAAAAAAUUUAUAGUUGUAGAUGGUGGAGGUGGGACAAUUGACAUAUCAGCCCAAAAAGUGGAAGGAAAUGGCGGUCUUGCCAUAAUACAUAGGGCUGGCGGAGGACCGUAUGGCGGUGAAUAUAUUAACCAAGAAUACAGAAAAAUGCUCACAAAAAUAUGUGGUGGAGAAGUCCUUCGUCAAUUUAAGGAAAACCAUAUUUAUGAUUAUACAGAUAUGAUGAAAAACUUUGAAACCAAAAAGAAAACAUUUGUAGGUAAAAAUGUCGUUGUAAGAUUACCAGUUACAUUGUGUGAUAUUCUUUCUGAAACAACCGGCUGCAGUUUUUCAGAUUUAGUACAAGACGGUAGCAUGAGAGAAAAUUUGAGCAUAAAAAGAGAUAAGUUAAUUAUCACAGAAAAAAUAUUUCGUAGCUUUUUUGCUGAAUCCAUCAAAUGUAUAGUUGAUGAAAUAACAAAAGUUUUAAAAGAUCCACAGUGUUCUGGAGUCUCAACUAUUAUGAUGGUUGGGGGAUUUUCUGAGUCAGAAAUAAUACGUGUUCGAAUAAAAGAAGCAUUUCCUGACAAAGAAGUAUUCAUUCCGCAACAGGGAGGGCAGGCUGUUCUUCAAGGGGCAGUACUUUACGGUCAUAAUCCAAGAAUCGUCUCAUCGCGUACUUGUAAUUAUACGUACGGGGUGGCUGUCACAGCUCCGUUUCAACGUGACGUACAUGACCCCACAAAAUUAUUUAUUGACAAUGAUGAAGAAAUGUGUGACGAUAUUUUUCAAAAGUGUUACACCAUUGACGAACAAGUUGAUAUGGGAGAAAGACGAAGUAUAUCUUUAACUUAUAAUUAUGAAGAUGAAACCACACAAGAAAAAAGAAAAGAAGAUGGUAAAGUAGAAAUAUACAUUUCUGAAACCCAAAAUCCAAUGUACGUUACAGACCAAGGCACAACAUUGCAUGCAGUUAUACAUGUGCCGCCACCUGGUGGAUUAUGGCCACCAAUUUCUCAUGGUAGAGUUGAACUAGAGAGAGGAGGAACUGAGAUGAUUGGUACUUAUAUUGAUAAGAUAACCGGGGCAAGGACAUCUACCAAAUUUGAAUUUCUUCCAAAACGGGAAAACGAGUUUCGACGAAGGUUAUACGAUCCGCAAAAUGUUUUGCUGCAGUCUGAUGACUAAUAUAGUUAGUUGUAUCAUUUAUCAUGCAAUACAGAGCAAU
Molecule: messenger RNA, 1951 nt
Organism: Mytilus trossulus (common blue mussel)
Lineage: Eukaryota; Metazoa; Mollusca; Bivalvia; Mytilida; Mytilidae
Product: heat shock 70 kDa protein 12A-like
Exons: 4
Coding region: 94-1911 (605 amino acids)
Molecular function (GO): ATP-dependent protein folding chaperone; ATP binding
Source: RefSeq, a predicted model, not a curated record